This is a messenger RNA of Colletes gigas, 3060 nucleotides long. RefSeq lists its product as uncharacterized. Bases 1 to 2832 code for a protein of 943 amino acids. The transcript has 9 exons. Lineage: Eukaryota; Metazoa; Arthropoda; Insecta; Hymenoptera; Colletidae. Gene Ontology annotation, cellular component: nucleus. The record is from RefSeq and is a predicted model, not a curated record.
AUGUCUAAACACAGGAAGGAAUUAUUUUAUAAUAUAAAAGACAAAGCAAAAGAGAAUAGGAAAUAUAAGAAUCAUGAAAAUUUAAUACUGUCAUCUGAUAAGGAAAUGGAUGAAUCUGUAAGUGAUUCGCAAAAUUUUUGUUUGAAAUUGUCACAAGACUCAAUUGUAUGUGAUACACAAGAUGGUAUUGUAAAUGAUGAAGAAGAUAUAAUAGUAAUAAGUGACUCUAGUUCUACUUGUUCUAGUCCUAAAUGUUCUCCUAAAUUAAAACUUAAGCUAAACAGACAUUAUGGUACAAACAAAAAUGUAGGUAGUCAGAAUUCUACAGAUUCUUCGAAUGCUUCGGAAGAAAGAUUUUUUCAAGCAAGGGGAAAAAAUAAAGGUCAUAACUUUGUUUUCCACGAUUGGAAAAAGAAAAAUAGAAAGAAAAAUAAUACAUUGUUUAUUUCUGAUGAUUCCUCAUCCAACAGCAGUGAACCAAGUAAAAGAUAUAUUUACAGCUCCAAUAAAGCUAGUAGUAAUUCUAUUAGUUCUGCCUCAGACAAGAUUAAAACUAUGCAAAAAGCAAGUACUGAAAUCUAUAGUACUGCAGCGAAUGAAAAAAAUCUAUUAUCAGGUUCUGCUGUUGGUAGCAGCAGUUCUAAGAAUUUAGGAGGUUUAAACAGACCUGAUAAAGUUUUAUCUGCUACUAAUAAACAAUAUGACAAUUUCAAUAGAAAGCUUACUCCAAAAAAUGCUCGAGACAUUAUGAAAAAUAUAAAGGCAACAAAAAUUGUAUAUGAGUCACCCAGGAGGCAGGACAAUAUUGUAAUUAACAAAAGCAUAGAUAAUCAGAUGCAUCCAGCUAUUUCAUCUAAAGAAAUAAGGAAUAAAAUUAUUGAUGAAAGUAUAGAAAAUUCUGAGAGUGACAUAAUUGAAGGAUCUCAAAUAAAUUCAACAAAUUUUUAUAAGAAUCAUGUUAGUAGGUUUUUGGAUACACCAUGUGUAAGUAAGCACGAGGAAAUAAUAGGCAUGGAAUUAUCAGAAAGGAAAAAAAAACAAAUUUCAACUUGGCUCAUGACAAAUUCAACCGAAUCAAUAAGUGAUAAUUCUUUUGAUAUUGUGCCUGCCACUAAUAGGGAUGAUGUAAGUUCUGGAAAUAGCAGUCUAGAAAGAUUAGAAAUGAAUUAUGAAACUCCAAAUAAUAGAGGAAAAAUACAUCAUGUACCUACAAGUAAAAAAUUAAUAAAUCAAGAUCGUGAUAAAAUAAUUCAACCUACAGUACCACGACAAACUAUAUUGCAUGAGGUUACACAACAAUCAGAAACUGAUGUUCCUAAAGUUUGCACACCAAAAAAUAAUUGCACUAAUAAUGUAUUUUCCACUCCUACAUUAUGUAACCCACAAAAUGUAGAUAUUAUGGACUGUGCAGAUAUAUUAGAGAAGGUAUAUGGUAAAUCUUGGCGAGAAAAGGCAGCUUUAUUACUUUCAAAAUCUGAACCACGAAGACAAGUAAUAUCUACAAGAAACAGAGCUGUUCAAACUGAGAAAAAAAUAAUCAACAAAAAGAAAAUUUAUAUAACAGAUUCAGAUGAUGAUGAUUACAAUACAUCUUUAAAGGAUUUGCAAGCAGGAAAAUGUUUAACGGAGAAAAAUACACGAAAAAAUACUAAAGAAAAAAAUAGUUUUAUCAAUGACUACACAUCAUCAGAAAGUGGUUGUGAAAGUUCGUAUUACACUGCCCUGACAAAUCCAAAGAUAACAGCCAAUGUAAAACCAAAAUCAACAGUCACACCAAUUGUACAAAGAGCUCUUGCAAUAUGUGAUUCGGAUACUGACAUUGAAAAUGAGAAAAGUAAUAAAAUUCGUGAUUCGAGAAGGAAGAAAUUGUUAUUCAGUGAUGAUGAAAGUGAAAAUUCAAGUACUAGCGAAUUUGAUCCUGGCGACGACGUGCCAUCAAAACCUACAGCUAAGAAAGAUUCUAAUAAAACUGCACGACAAAUAUUUAAGAAAAAUACCACAAUUAAAUCGAUCUACAAUCGAAAGUAUGAAAAACAUAACACCUUUUUGGCAUCUUUAUCUGAAAAUGUUCCCAUUGCUAAUGCACAUCCAGAUGCCAUAAAAUACAGAACAGAUUAUAAGAAUAAUAAACAAAAUUUGUGCAAUUAUUUAUAUAAAUUAUACAAUGAAAACGUAUUUGAUAAAAAAUUACCAGAAGAUAUGUUAAUCGAGUGGAAUGUCCGUAUGAGAGGGAGUGCUGGUUUUUGUUACAAUAAGAAAUCUUUGAAAACACUUGGGGGUGUCGUAAAAUCUUCAAGAAUAGUGCUGGCAACAAAAGUUUUAGACACGCCAGAUAGACUUCGAGACACUUUAAUUCAUGAAAUGUGCCAUGCAGCAGCUUGGUUGAUAAAUAAUGUUUCAGACGGUCAUGGUCCAUUUUGGACAGGAUGGGCCAAUAAAGCAACAAAGACAUUUCCUGAGCUACCACCAAUCCGAAGGUGUCAUGAUUAUAAAAUUAAAACAAAAUUCACGUAUAAAUGUAUAGGCUGUGGAUACAGCAUUGGUAGACAUUCUAAAUCAUUGGAUACUGAAAAGAAACGAUGUGGCCUUUGCUAUGGAAAAUUUGAAUUAUUAAUAAAUAAAACAACAAAAUCUGGAACCGUACAAGUGCAGACACCUAAAAAGGAACUUAACGGAUUCGCGCGUUACGUAAAAGAUAAUUAUAACAUUAUAAAGAAAGAACGUAAUAUAAAGCAUGGUGAAGUGAUGAAGAUUUUAGGUCAGCAAUUUUCUGCAAUUAAAAUUGCAACCAAACAAGGAAAUUGUACGAACGAACAGGAUAUUCCUGGUUAAAUUAGCAUUGGAACUUUAAAUUUAGACUGAGCAUUGUUUUAAAGCGCCUUUUUAACAUAAGUUAAGAGUAUCGCUAUUUUAAUAAGUAAUUUAUGACCCGUGAAACUUAUCCGAUUUUACCAUUGCAGGCAUGGAUGUAAGUUUUAAAAUGAAAUUUUGGUUAUAUACAAAAAUAAGGUUAUUAUAUUAUGUAUAAGAAUCUGUAACUUUUUUGUAUAUAUGUUAUAU